Molecule: messenger RNA, 2444 nt
Organism: Hemicordylus capensis (graceful crag lizard)
Lineage: Eukaryota; Metazoa; Chordata; Lepidosauria; Squamata; Cordylidae
Gene: LGI1
Product: leucine rich glioma inactivated 1
Exons: 7
Coding region: 636-2066 (476 amino acids)
Molecular function (GO): protein binding
Source: RefSeq, a predicted model, not a curated record
GAAACACAUGCGUUUUCUAAAAACACUACAAAAUGGGCUUUAAUACUUGUUUUAUAAGAAAUAGAUAGAGCAGAUCUAUUAUAUAACAAAAUGCACCUAGUGCUUUCAGUACAGGUAAUUAGAGGUGUACCAUACCCAGCGGGUUGUUUUAAACUGAAUGUGCUCCUUUAUUCAUUGUCAUUAUCUUUACAAUUAUGUUUAUCAGUGUAUUUAUUCGGCAAUAUUAAUUGGCUAAGCUAAAUUAUGAUUCCCAAUUCUUGUUAUGGGAGCUAUGUUAUGUUCCCAUACUGUGUUCCUAAAUCACAUGAAUUGUACCUAAAAGAACUGAAAAUAAUGGUCAUUAUAAUGAAUUUUCUACACUCUUAGAAUGUGGUGCUAGCAGAUGCUGAAGUGUCAGAGUUGUUGGCUACAUAGUCUGGCUCCUUUCAGAAUCAAGACUGGCAUUUCAAUGGGUUGAUUUGGUAGACAAAACUCACUUGGGUAGAAGCUGGUUGUUUCCAAUAGAUAUUUCCUUGGGUAAAGGUUGGACUGUCCAUUCUUCUUUACUAAGAUAAGACUGUGUAAAAGCAGUGAAAAUUGUAGUUGUUUUAUGAAACAUAAAUAGUUGUUUUAUGUAGUUGUUUUAUGAAACAUUUAUGAACCAGAGAUAUUUCUUCAGUGAACAUUUGGUUCCUGUGUGGAAAAGAAUCAUAGAAAGAUUAUUUACAGCAAAUACAUUUGAUGUCAUUAGUGGUGAUGCUUUUAUGGGCCUUCCUCAUCUAGAAUAUUUGUUUAUAGAGAAUAACAACAUCAAAUCGCUUUCAAACACUUCUUUCCGAGGAUUGAAAUCUUUGAUCCAUCUGAGUCUUGCUAACAACAAUCUCCAAACACUCCCCAAAGACAUAUUCAAAGGCUUGGAUUCUUUAACCAAUGUAGACCUAAGAGGAAAUAUAUUCAACUGUGACUGCAAGUUGAAAUGGUUAGUGGAAUGGAUAAGCAGAACAAAUGCCACAGUAGAAGACAUUUAUUGUGAAAGUCCACCAGAGUAUAAGAAGCGUAAGAUCAACAGCCUCUCUCCCAAUGUAUUUGAUUGCAUUAUCACGAAAUUUGUUGUAUUUCGAAAGCUGCCAUAUCAGUCUCUAUCAAUCGACACUUUCUCAUACAUGAAUGAUGAAUAUGUAGUGAUUGCCCAGCCUUUUACUGGAAAAUGCAUCUUUCUUCAAUGGGACCAUGUGGAAGGGACUUUUAGGAAUUUUGACAACAUCACAGGGACUUCAGUGGUUGUGUGCAAGCCUGUCAUUCUCGAGAAUCUCCUAUACAUUAUUGUGGCCCAACUCUUCGGUGGCUCCCAUAUAUACAAAAGAGACAUUCAUGCAAAUAAAUUUAUAAAAAUCCAGGAUAUUGAAAUUCUCAAAAUCCGCAAGCCCAAUGACAUUGAAACGUUCACAAUUGCAAAAGAUUGGUACUUUGCCAUUGCCGACAGUUCAAAAGCUGGCAUUACCACCGUUUACAAAUGGAAUGGAAAUGGAUUUUAUUCUGAUCAGUCUUUACAUGAGUGGUACAGAGAUACUGAUGUGGAAUACCUUGAAAUUGCCGGCAAGCCUCACUUGGUCCUGUCAAGUAGUUCUCAGCACCCUGUCAUAUAUCCGUGGAACAAAGGAACCAGCAAGUUCAUGGAGCCUAUUGAUAUCCCUGAUAUGGAAGAUGUUUAUUCUGUAAAGCAUUUCACCGUAAAAGAGAAUAUUUAUGUUUGUCUAACAAGAUUCAUUGGUGACUCCAAAGUCAUGAAAUGGGAAGGUUCAAAAUUUCUGGAUUUACAAAGUAUGCCAUCAAGAGGGUCAAUGGUAUUCCAACCUCUUCAGAUAAUGAACUACCAAUAUGCUAUUCUUGGAAGUGAUUAUUCUUUUACUCAAGUUUAUUACUGGGAGGCAGGAAAAUCCAAGUUUGUGAAGUUUCAAGAAUUAAACAUACAAGCACCAAGAUCUUUUACACAUAUCUAUGUUGAUAAACAAGAUUUUCUCUUUGCUUCCAGUUUUAAAGGGAAUACAGUGAUUUAUAAACAUAUCAUAGUUGACCGAAGCGCAUGACACGCACACACACUCACAGUGUGGAAUCUGUUAUGAGACUUUCUCCUGCGAUAAAAUGGACCUAAUGAACUAAAUGCAUGAUGAUGAUUCUCUUACUUCCAGUCUGCGAAUGCCUUUAACAAAGAUUGCUAGAAUAAAGUACCACAGUAUCUUCAUCUGUAAAUGUCAAGUCUAGUGCUGUUGGGCAUUGUAUUUUUUUAAAAGAAAGACAAAUGUAGUUAACUGGGCCUUUUUCUUCAAUCACUAUGUAAAUAUGUGGUGAAACUUCAUCGGUUUUCAGCAAGAAGGGAAAGAAACAAUAAGAUGUAAUUUUGUGUUAUUCACCUGUUUGAAAAUAACUGCCAAAUAAAAUGUUUACAUUUUCUUUCAUAUUCCAAA